CAUCUCCAUAUCAAAUCGUCACAAUGAUGUCGUCCAAACUCGUAGUAGUCUUCUCGACCCUUUUGGCACUCGCCGUGUGUGCACCAGCCUCUGACAAAGAACCGGUGGCCAUAGUAUCACAGAACGCCGAGGUCCAGCCGGACGGUACCUUCCAGUGGAACUACGAAUCGGCCGAUGGUACCAAACAGGAGCAAAACGGCGCACCCAAACCGGUGGACAAGGAAAUCGCCGAGGUGGUCCAGGGUUCGGUGGCGUGGACCGAUCCCGAGGGUGGUAAACAUCAGUUGAGUUACGUUGCCGACGAGAAUGGGUUCCAGGCGCAGGGUGGUGACUUGCCGGUGGCACCCGAGGUACCGCCACAGAUCGCCAGGGCCUUGGAGUGGAUCGCGCAACAUCCCGAGCCCGAACAGAAGAAGUUGUAAGUGUCUGAUUGAUGAUUGUUUUUUUGUUGCUGUUUUGGCUGUGUUAAUUAAUUGUUUACGGUUUUUGUCAAUGUUUAUUUGUAUAUAAUUAAAUUUUGAUUUAAUUAA
This is a messenger RNA of Anthonomus grandis grandis, 530 nucleotides long. RefSeq names its product endocuticle structural glycoprotein SgAbd-4-like. NCBI's taxonomy places the organism in Eukaryota, Metazoa, Arthropoda, Insecta, Coleoptera, Curculionidae. The record is from RefSeq and is a predicted model, not a curated record. Gene Ontology annotation, cellular component: chitin-based extracellular matrix. Gene Ontology annotation, molecular function: structural constituent of chitin-based larval cuticle. The transcript has a single exon. Bases 24 to 422 code for a protein of 132 amino acids.